AUGUCCGAGACUUCCUCUGUGAUGGACUCCAAUGCCGACCCCAACAACGCCUCCUUGACUUUCACAUAUCCGUUUCAAUGUCCUCACCACGCCGGUAUCGAUCAUCUCUUGUCGACAUUUUACACGACGGGUACUCCAACUUCGCCUAUAGAACCUACAACCCCAGCACAACCUUUAGCCAGAGCUAGGACAACACCUAUGGCCGGCUUCCUUGCAUCUCGACCUUUAAACCCCCGACCGCUCUCUGCUAUUACGUCCCUGACGGCUCUGAGUAUCGGAGGAUGGUUCAGAAUCAAUGCUUGUUGGAGAGGAGAACCGUUAGCUAGAUUAGCCAGUGUUUAUGUGGCUUGGAGAGUGACGUCGGGGAGGGAAGUACGAGGUACCGAUAGAAUUCGUGUCAGAAUUGCAACGAUGGGAUGCGGCGGCGGCGAUGAGGUAGCGUGA
Molecule: messenger RNA, 444 nt
Organism: Marasmius oreades (fairy-ring Marasmius)
Lineage: Eukaryota; Fungi; Basidiomycota; Agaricomycetes; Agaricales; Marasmiaceae
Exons: 1
Coding region: 1-444 (147 amino acids)
Source: RefSeq, a predicted model, not a curated record